AUGUCGUACUUUGAGCGCCUCGCCGCGCAGGACACAAAACAGCUCAUCCGCAUCGCUGCAGCGCUGUCGUUCAUGCUCACUGACACCGUUGGACUCUCCUACAACCUGGCGCUCAUGCUCUUUGGACUGGUCGCGGUGGAGCUGUCGACCACGGGCUGCGAACAGUUCUUCCUGUCCAUGGACAUGAUCUCGGGCAUCUUUGACCUGUUGUCCAUUGCCAGUCCGAUGCCGGGAGUGGUUUCCAGGAUCGUCGCCCUCAUUGUCUUGUUCCUCAAGGUCCCGAUCUACCUCUCGGGCGUGGUCCACCUCCGUGAGCGCGGCGGCGACCUGACAUGGUCGAGCCGCGGGUUCGCUCCUGCUGGCUGGAUGCCCGCUGGCAUGCCUGGUGGUGGCGGUGGUGGCCAGACGCUCGGUACAGGCCCUGUUCCGUCUGCUGCUCCGGCCCCUCCUGGCUCAUUCCCUUCUGGCGGAUACCGUCUUGGUGGUGACGAGGCCAACCAGCCCCGCGGGCAGACGACUCGCGAUGGCUACGAGGCAAUUGCCUAA
Apiotrichum porosum is the source of this 546-nucleotide messenger RNA. RefSeq lists its product as uncharacterized. Lineage: Eukaryota; Fungi; Basidiomycota; Tremellomycetes; Trichosporonales; Trichosporonaceae. The record is from RefSeq and is a predicted model, not a curated record. Bases 1 to 546 code for a protein of 181 amino acids. The transcript has 4 exons.